ACCAGUUCUAGUUCGAAACCAAACAUAUUAGAUCCAAGUGGACACGGCGACAAAAGUUCUCGUAUACAUAGAAGUCCCGCUGAUUAUGCUUUGGUGUGUAGUUAGCUUUUUCAGCUAACAGAAAUUACGGUCCAUGAAAAUGCAAUUUUGUUCCAACCUCGGCUUCUCAAUAGGCGUCGAUGCGAAUGCGAAGUCUCUACAACAAAGGCAACGGAAAGAAUCAAAUGAGGGAGUCAUCAUGAUGCUGAAGCAAGUAUAAUAGGCGUGGAAAAUCGCCCAAGUAUUCAUCAACAUUCAUCCAUCUCAUCAUUCCUAUCAAUACCUCAGUCUCUUAAGGUAUCUCAAUACUCUAUUGUCAAUACCUACCAAAAACCCAAGGUCUUAGUUCAAGAUGAAGGUCGCCGCUGUUCUCGCCUUUACCUUCCUCGCCCCCAAUGCUGUUUCGGCGUGGAUGUGUAACUGUCGCAACAGAGAGCAGCCUAAUAUUAAGGUUGCUCUGAAGUUCUGCGGACCAGGCUUGGGUCACACCCGCUGUUGGAACCCGAAGACCAACGUACAAGCGUGUAUCUUGAGCAACCCCAUCACUCAAGCUGAUUGCGACGCUAAGUACGGAGGCAAGGGUGAAUGGGUCGCUGAGUGUGAGCACUACACUGGUCCCUGCCCUCCAGGCAUGACCCAGCAGUAAACCCCUCUUGUUGGGCUAGGCACAUGCUCCAGAACAGCAUUUAUAUCAACGUAGAGAUGAUAGCACAUGUGCU
Molecule: messenger RNA, 758 nt
Organism: Colletotrichum godetiae
Lineage: Eukaryota; Fungi; Ascomycota; Sordariomycetes; Glomerellales; Glomerellaceae
Exons: 3
Coding region: 392-685 (97 amino acids)
Source: RefSeq, a predicted model, not a curated record